GGAGGUGUGGUCCCGGCGCCACCCGAAGAUUCUGGGUAGUGUAGUCCUGGCGUCCUGCUGGAGUGGCCCCCGAGCUGGUGGCUCGAGUGACCCCUUGUUCUUUGGUGGCGCUGGUGAGUGUGGCUCCCGCGGGCCCUCGCUGCAGCCGUGCCCUUCCCCGCGCGGAAAGGCACACAUGGCAUUCAGAGAUGUGGCUGUGGAUUUCACCCAGGAGGAGUGGAUGCUACUGAGCCCUGCUCAGAGGUCCCUGUACCGGGAGGUGAUGCUGGAGAACUACAGCAACCUGGUCUCGCUGGGGAUUCCAUUUUCUAAACCAAAACUCAUCACCCAGCUGGAGCAAGGGAAGGAAACCUGGAGAGAAGAGAGAAAAUGCCCACCUGCCAAUGGCCCGGCAGAACCAAAGCCAGAACUCCACCUCGGUCCCUUCCACCCUCCAGACUUCUCCAGUCAGCAGUUCCGCAUGCAGCACAUGCUGUGUAGUCACCCUCCCUGGAUCUUCACGUGCUGGUGUGCAGAAGAGCCUGUCCAGCCAGGAGAUCCGUGUCCUGGGGACCAGCAGCAGCAGCAAGCCUCUGAUGGAAGUCCCUGGAAUGAUAAAGCAGAAGGUCAGGAGAGAGAAGGCGCCCAGCCUUUGUUUGGAAAGACAAAGAAAAGGACUUCAGGCACGUUCCUCAGGCCGCCACCCCAGCGGCAGCCCGUCAGCUCUGGGGAUGGCAUCCAAGGCGUGGAGGUAGCGGCCAGCCCAGCUCAAACGGGGAACCCCGAGGAAACAGACAGACUGUUGAAGAGGAUAGAAGUCUUAGGAUUUGGAACAGUCAACUGUGGGGAGUGUGGACUGGGCUUCAGCAAGAUGACAAACCUGCUUAGUCACCAGCGGAUACACUCAGGGGAGAAGCCGUAUGUGUGCGGGGUGUGUGAGAAGGGCUUUAGCCUAAAGAAAAGCCUUGCCAGACACCAGAAGGCACACUCGGGGGAGAAGCCCAUCGUGUGCAGGGAGUGUGGGCGAGGCUUUAACCGGAAGUCGACACUCAUCAUACACGAGAGGACACACUCAGGUGAGAAGCCUUACAUGUGCAGCGAGUGUGGGCGAGGCUUCAGCCAGAAGUCAAACCUCAUCAUACACCAGCGGACACACUCUGGGGAGAAGCCCUACGUGUGCCAGGAAUGUGGGAAAGGCUUCAGCCAGAAGUCAGCUGUCGUCAGACACCAGAGGACGCACUUGGAGGAGAAGACCAUCGUGUGCAGUGACUGUGGACUGGGCUUCAGCGACAGGUCGAACCUCAUCUCACACCAGAGGACACACUCCGGGGAGAAGCCUUAUGCCUGCAAGGAGUGUGGGAGGUGCUUCAGGCAGAGAACCACCCUUGUCAACCACCAGAGGACACACUCCAAGGAGAAGCCUUAUGUGUGUGGCGUGUGUGGGCACAGCUUCAGCCAGAAUUCAACCCUCAUCUCACACAGGCGGACACACACUGGGGAGAAGCCUUAUGUGUGUGGGGUGUGUGGGCGAGGCUUUAGUCUCAAGUCACACCUCAACAGACACCAGAACAUACACUCAGGGGAUAAGCCCAUUGUGUGUAAGGACUGUGGGCGAGGCUUCAGCCAGCAGUCAAAUCUCAUCAGACACCAGAGGACACACUCAGGGGAAAAGCCCAUGGUGUGUGAGGAGUGUGGGCGAGGCUUCAGCCAGAAGUCAAACCUCGUUGCACAUCAGAGGACACACUCAGGGGAAAAGCCGUAUGUGUGCAGGGAGUGUGGGCGAGGCUUCAGUCACCAGGCAGGUCUCAUCCGGCACAGGCGGAAACACUCGAGGGAAAAGCCUUACACGUGCAGGCAGUGUGGACUCGGCUUUAGCAAUAAGUCAGCUUUAAUCACGCACAAAUGGGUACACUCAGAAGAGAAGCCCUGUUUAUUCAGAGAGUGUGGCCAAGGCUUUCCCCAAAAGUCACACCCCAUCUUACAUCAGAUGACACACCAGGGCAGGAAGCCUUAUGUGUGCAAGACGUGUGGACAAGGCUUUAGCCAGAAGGCUCACCUCAGCAGACACAGGAGGAUGAAGUCCGCCCACCACAAACUGCGACUUCAGUCUGAUCCUGAGGCCUACUCAGAGCAAUCUUCUGACCCCUUACACUCUAUUUGAGAGUGAAGAUGGUGGUGAGGACUGAAUAAUCAAACAUCUUACACUUUCAUGAAACACAUUCCGUAAGUGGUCAAAUGACAUUUGACUUCGUUUACUUCCUCCAUGCUAAGUCUUCAUGUUUUGUGGUCUUUUGUUCUAAUAAACUGCUUCUUUACAAACCUUGGGUGUGUACCUCAUUCACUCCUCUAUAAAGAUAGGGAAUAAGGAGUGUUAGGGAAAUCUUGAGCUGCUGAGUCCACUAUUCCAUAAAAAUUCAAUUCCUUGUAAGACAUAAGAACUGAGUCACUCUGUAUUUAUUGGAAAAGUCUGGUCCCCUUUAUAGGGAGAGAAUCUGGGGACUGUAUUCAGGGGAUUCAGGUGAGGGGAGGGAAUCUUCCAGGAAAUAUGGCUUCCCCUAGCCAUUCCUCUCAUCUGCAGCCCCCUUUCUUGCCCCUCUUCUACUGGCUCUGAAACGUCUACAUUGUUGCCUUUGCUGAAUCAUCCCCUAACUACCUUUAUUGCUUUUUUUCAGGCUUUAGUCCCUACUCCUCAUGUCUUGGGGCCCCCUUGACAAUAUAUUGUCCCUAGCACUACAGUCUCAGAGCCUGGUCCUCCGGCUAUGACAACCUUGGGUCUCCAGUCACACCAUUCAGAUCACCAAGAACAUGGUGCUCUGGUAAUGAGACAGCCUGUAAGCAGGUGCCCUCCUAAGCCCUUCGGUAACAGGAAUAAGACUUGAAGCCACAUUUCCAAAUCAGCCCUGUAACAUUAGGGUUAGAACUUCCAGUUGUGCUUCUUGGCACUCCACCCCAUGCCCAGCCCUCAUGCCAACCAUCCAG
Molecule: messenger RNA, 2958 nt
Organism: Kogia breviceps (pygmy sperm whale)
Lineage: Eukaryota; Metazoa; Chordata; Mammalia; Artiodactyla; Physeteridae
Gene: ZNF133
Product: zinc finger protein 133
Biological process (GO): regulation of transcription by RNA polymerase II
Cellular component (GO): nucleus
Molecular function (GO): RNA polymerase II cis-regulatory region sequence-specific DNA binding; DNA-binding transcription factor activity, RNA polymerase II-specific
Source: RefSeq, a predicted model, not a curated record